UAUAUAUUGAAAGGAACCUCUAACUGCUAUGGCCACCUUCUUCCAAAGAUCAUUUAAGUCUAUCAUAUCUGCCAUCUCUUACUCUUACUUUCACUUUCGGGACGACCAUACACGCAUCAGAAACAACAACAUGCCAAAGGGCCGACCUCUUUCUUUGCAGACUGUGGAGCUGAAAGUAAGGAUGUGUUGCAGCGGAUGCGAGAGAGUUGUGAGAAAUGCAAUUCACAAGCUUAGAGGGGUUGAUUCGGUGGAGGUGGACCUAGAUAUGGAAAAGGUAACGGUGAUAGGGUACGUGGAUCGAAACAAGGUGCUAAGAGCAGUAAGGAGAGCGGGAAAGAGAGCAGAGUUCUGGCCCUACCCAAAUCCCCCAUUAUACUUCACAAAUGCGAAUCACUACUUCAAAGACACGGCCAACGAAUUCAAAGAAAGCUACAACUACUACAGGCAUGGCUACAAUGUCGGAGAAAGGCAUGGGACCAUUCCUGUCACUCAACGGGGCGACGACAAGGUCAGCAACUUGUUCAACGAUGACAACGUUAAUGCCUGCUGUCUUAUGUAAUCUUUUUCCAUUACAUAUAUAUCUACCUUAGUUGUCUUAUGUUUAAAAAAUAUCUGUCUAUUUCGCUAGGGCCUUCGUUUUAUUUAUUUCUCUUUAGUUUGUAACAUAUUUGUAACAUAUGUGAAUGUGCUUUUUUAUAUAUAUAUAUAUAUAUUUUCUCAUUUGUAAA
Messenger RNA from Jatropha curcas, 728 nucleotides. RefSeq names its product heavy metal-associated isoprenylated plant protein 30. Gene Ontology annotation, molecular function: metal ion binding. NCBI's taxonomy places the organism in Eukaryota, Viridiplantae, Streptophyta, Magnoliopsida, Malpighiales, Euphorbiaceae. The record is from RefSeq and is a predicted model, not a curated record.